AUGCAUGUACCCGAGAGGAAAUUCGUCCUGUGGGACGAUGGAGAAGGCUAUUUCUCGUGUACUACGGAGGAGAAUACCGCUGCCGGUCUCAUCAACGCGCUGAAAAGCCCAGUGCAGACCAAAAACACCAACGUCUUCCUGAGCGACUUUGCCAUCACGCAGAGGCAGUUGCUCGACGCCAUCGAGAGGAUCCAGAGGGUCAAGUAUCAGGUGGAGGCACUGGACAGCGAGAAGCUGGUCAGAGAAAAGCAAGAAGCCGUCCGGCAGGGCAACCACGCGGCGACGUAUGCGCUCAUCGAAACAGGGUUCGUGACUGGAAGGUUCGGCAGCCACUUCGAGGCGGAAGAGGUUGAGAUCAUGAACGAGAAACUCGGACUUCCCAAACACAGCCUGGACAAGGUCGUGACUGGUGCUCUCAAGUCUUUGCGAGCUCUGUAG
Messenger RNA from Anthostomella pinea, 438 nucleotides. The record is from the annotation of a GenBank genome assembly. NCBI's taxonomy places the organism in Eukaryota, Fungi, Ascomycota, Sordariomycetes, Xylariales, Xylariaceae.